Messenger RNA from Photinus pyralis (common eastern firefly), 439 nucleotides. RefSeq lists its product as uncharacterized. Gene Ontology annotation, biological process: positive regulation of voltage-gated potassium channel activity; sleep; regulation of synaptic transmission, cholinergic. Lineage: Eukaryota; Metazoa; Arthropoda; Insecta; Coleoptera; Lampyridae. The transcript has 3 exons. Bases 43 to 387 code for a protein of 114 amino acids. The record is from RefSeq and is a predicted model, not a curated record.
AUAUGUGUGUCAAAUGAUAAGAUACCAAGUUGUAUUUUCACCAUGUAUCUCAAAACACUAUUGGCUACUCUCUUUUUGGUUUAUGCUGUUGUGGCAGAACUGAAAUGUUACAAAUGCGACAGCUCAAACGGCCACCCUAACUGCCAAAGUGGGUCGGGACUCGAUCAUGUUACAUGUGAAGAACCACCUGCGGAUGCUGGGAUCACGUGCCUCGCAUAUUCGGAAAAUCUGAAUGGAGUGACGAAAUAUGUAAGAGAUUGUGCCAUAGAGGGGAGCACUUUCGAUUACCAGACCAUUCCAGUUUGCUCUUUUAUGAGAGAGAAAGGUAGAGACAUUCCCACGUGUUCAACUUGUCUAAAAAAUCAUUGUAAUGGAAGCCCUCUAUAAAGGCCAGUUGUAGCAAUUUGAAGAAAUGUAAUUUAAAUAAACAAUUUUUAUC